UUAACAUACUAUUCUACUUUAUUAACAUCAUUUUAAGAAGCUGUUAAAGAAAAUUGCUUUUUCGGUUUCCUUUCUUAGGUUUCCUAUAGGAAACUCGAUUGUCGAAUGGAAUUAACGAGUAACCAAGAAUCCGCUAACAUAAAAGUUUUCCGUUAUACCAUCAAGAAUAGCACUUUGCUACAACGUAUGACGUCAAUUGCAUCACAUCACUAGUUAUCAACGAACGAAAGGUCGGACGGGUCAGGAGGAAUCUAAUUUACGCGGCAUAUUCCAUUUAUUUUAAUAUUAAUAUAAAACAUAUAUAAAAUGUUUUCCCGUACCCUGAAACCCGUUGCCAGUGUAGCGGUCCAGAAUGGCGCUAAAUUCUCCACCACAUCACAGAAAAACUUCAAAGUGGUGGUGGCGGGUGCUGCCGGUGGUAUCGGUCAACCACUGGCUUUGCUGCUGAAGCAGAAUCCUCUGGUGACAAGACUGGCGCUAUACGACAUCGCGCCGGUGACCCCUGGAGUCGCCGUCGACCUUUCUCACAUGGACACACCAGCCCAGGUCUCCGGGCACAAGGGUCCUGAAGAGCUAGCUGCAGCUGUUGAGUGUGCCGACCUAGUAGUAAUUCCUGCUGGAGUUCCCCGCAAGCCGGGCAUGACCAGAGAUGAUUUGUUCAACACAAAUGCAUCCAUCGUCCGGGAUAUUGCCGACUGUGUUGCCAAGAAUGCACCCAAAGCUAUCAUGGCUAUCAUCACCAACCCUGUCAACUCUAUGGUGCCUAUCGCUUCAGAGGUACUCAAGAAGGCCGGAGUAUACGAUCCCGCUAAGGUGUUGGGUGUAACCACACUAGAUGUGGUCCGCGCAGCCGCCUUUAUCGGAGAGAUCAACGGUGUGGACCCCACCACAGUGAAGAUCCCAGUCAUUGGCGGCCACUCCGGUGUGACCAUCAUUCCACUGCUCAGCCAGAGCUGUCCCGCUGUCAAACUGUCUGACCAGAGCAAGAUUGAGGCUCUCACUAAGAGGAUCCAGGAAGCUGGUACUGAGGUGGUGAAGGCGAAGGCCGGCGGGGGCUCCGCCACGCUGUCGAUGGCGUACGCGGGCGCGCGCCUCGCCUGCGCCGUGCUGCGGGGACUCAAGGGUGAAUCAGAUGUAGUGGAAUGUGCAUAUGUGAAGUCAGAUUUGACAGAAGCUGCUUACUUUGCCAACCCCGUGCAGCUUGGACCCAACGGAGUCGAGAAGAACCUGGGCUACGGAGACCUGAAUGAAUAUGAGCAGGAGCUCCUCAAGGAGGCCAUACCCGAACUCCUCAAGAACAUCAAGACCGGUGAAGACUUCGCCAAAAAGUAGAAUAUUAAACCAGGAAUGAGAUCGGACAGAAAAUAGAAUUAGAACUGUACUGAAAUUCGCGUUAAAAUGUACUUCUAAUACAAAGAAAACAUGGUAUAUAUCAGUUUUUGAAUUUAUGUUAAAAAUAUAUUUUAACAAUAAAUACGACUUUAACAUAUCUGUUAAUUCUCGAUGUUAAUUCAUAUUUCCUGGUUAAAGAUAGUAGCAAAUAUAUGUUUAUUUUAGUAAAAUCUAUCUACUUUCACUAUUUAUUGAAUUAUUCUUUUUAUCUGAACAAUAUCGAAUGUUUAAAUAUAACCGAUUAUAUUUGCAUUUUGCUUUUGUUAGUUGAAACUUGUCUGUGUGGAGAAUGUUUUGUAAAUAAAUUGUUGGCCCCCGAUGUUAUGUUGGUAAUAAAAUUACUACAAUAAA
Messenger RNA from Papilio polytes (common Mormon), 1743 nucleotides. RefSeq names its product probable malate dehydrogenase, mitochondrial (gene Mdh2). Bases 307 to 1332 code for a protein of 341 amino acids. Gene Ontology annotation, biological process: malate metabolic process; tricarboxylic acid cycle. The record is from RefSeq and is a predicted model, not a curated record. NCBI's taxonomy places the organism in Eukaryota, Metazoa, Arthropoda, Insecta, Lepidoptera, Papilionidae. Gene Ontology annotation, cellular component: mitochondrion; cytoplasm. Gene Ontology annotation, molecular function: L-malate dehydrogenase (NAD+) activity. The transcript has 6 exons.